This is a messenger RNA of Nematostella vectensis (starlet sea anemone), 1113 nucleotides long. Its product is annotated as pyridoxine-5'-phosphate oxidase. Lineage: Eukaryota; Metazoa; Cnidaria; Anthozoa; Actiniaria; Edwardsiidae. The transcript is spliced from 6 exons. Gene Ontology annotation, molecular function: FMN binding; pyridoxamine phosphate oxidase activity. The coding region runs from base 90 to 869 and encodes 259 amino acids. Gene Ontology annotation, biological process: pyridoxine biosynthetic process; pyridoxal 5'-phosphate biosynthetic process. The record is from RefSeq and is a predicted model, not a curated record.
UAAACCGGUUUGCUGUGUUACAAACUUAAGAACAUUUCAGCCAAAGGAUAAAGAGUUUGUUAUAUAAGCUAACUGAAUACCCCAGAUUAAUGUACAAACUUCCAUUAUCUGUUUUACGCCUGACAAGUCAAGUAUUGCAACGAAAUUUAUUGAAGAUCAACGCCGCCAUGUUGGAAAAAGAGGACGUUGCUGCUAUGAGAAUUGAUUACGGAACCAUAGGCUUCGGUGAGGAAAAUGUCGAAGUCAAAGAACCCAUCGCGCAUUUUGAUACAUGGUUUAGGGAGGCUGCGGAAACAGAACAGAUCCAAGAACCGAAUGCUAUGACGCUAGCGACAUGCGGAAAAGAUGGGUAUCCCUCCGCAAGAACAGUUCUUCUCAAAGGUUAUACCAAGGAGGGUUUUACUUUCUACACUAACUAUGAGAGUCAAAAAGGAAAACAGCUGAUGGAAAACCCAUAUGCAUGCCUUCUGUUCUUCUGGCAGCCUCUUCAUCGACAGGUGACAAUCAGAGGGCCAGUAGUGAGAGUUUCUGAACAAGAGUCUACAGACUACUUUCAUUCCCGCCCCAGAGGAAGCCAGAUUGGAGCCUCAGUCAGUCAUCAGAGCUCAGUCAUCAAGUCAAGAGAGGUUUUGAGUGAAAGAGAAAAAGAGCUCAAAGAGAAAUACGCAGACGAGAGCAUUACUAUUCCUAAACCAGAUUACUGGGGUGGCUACACAGUAAUUCCAGAAAGCAUAGAGUUCUGGCAAGGACAGACAAGCAGAUUACAUGACAGGAUAUUAUUUCGUAAACCCAAGCCAGAUGAGAAAAUUGAUCCCGAACUCACUAAACAUGGCAAUGAAGGAUGGGUUUAUGAAAGGUUGUCACCUUGAAGAAAUAUCAUGUUUUAAUCCUCAAGUAUUCUUUCAAUUCUUUAUUUAAAUGUACGACAGUGGAUUUAUAGUUAUAUUUUAUAGUUUAUUUCUAAGAUCAGCAACAAAACUGUGAACAGUGCCACUUUUAAAUAAAAGGGUACAAUAGCAAAAUAGCAACAAUAAAAAUACAGUAUUUCUUCUAUAUACAGAUAUGAAAAAAUCAAAACCUUUGCUACAAUGGAAAUAAAAAAUGUUUGAUGAG